UUAGCCACCUUAAGCUUCGCAAUACCGCCCCCAAUUUCAGUGUCGGUACGGAGCCGCCAGGCCGGGACAGAGACGGAGAGAGAGCCCUCGGCCAUGGAAGCGCUCGGACCCGGUAAGGCAUAGAAGUAAAUGAGCGGACCCAUGUCUACGGCCCGCCUGCCCCUACAUCUCUGUUCCAGCCUCCGCGGCGUCCCGGCCUGGGUACAGUAGGGAAACCCAUCCGCUUGCUGGCCAACCACUUCCAGGUGCAGAUUCCCAAGAUCGAUGUCUAUCACUAUGAUAUUGACAUCAAGCCUGAGAAACGGCCUCGGAGGGUCAACAGGGAGGUGGUGGACACCAUGGUGCGGCAUUUCAAGAUGCAAAUCUUUGGUGAUCGGCAGCCUGGUUACGAUGGGAAGAGGAACAUGUACACAGCCCAUCCACUGCCCAUAGGGAGAGACAGGGUGGAUCUGGAGGUGACCCUUCCUGGUGAAGGGAAGGAUCAGACGUUCAAGGUGUCUCUGCAGUGGGUGUCUGUGGUCAGUCUUCAGAUGCUACUGGAAGCCCUGUCCGGCCAUCUUAACGAAGUCCCUGAGGACUCUGUUCAGGCUCUGGAUGUCAUCACGCGGCACCUGCCUUCCAUGAGGUACACUCCAGUGGGGCGUUCAUUUUUCUCCCCUCCGGAAGGCUACUACCAUCCGCUGGGUGGAGGCAGGGAGGUGUGGUUUGGUUUCCAUCAGUCUGUCCGCCCUGCCAUGUGGAACAUGAUGCUCAACAUCGAUGUGUCGGCCACUGCUUUCUACCGCGCCCAGCCUGUGAUAGAGUUCAUGUGUGAGGUGCUAGACAUACAGAACAUCAAUGAGCAGACCAAGCCACUCACCGACUCCCAGCGUGUCAAAUUCACUAAGGAGAUAAGAGGUCUAAAAGUUGAGGUCACACAUUGUGGUCAGAUGAAGAGGAAGUAUCGUGUGUGCAAUGUCACCCGUCGCCCUGCUAGUCACCAGACGUUCCCCUUGCAGCUAGAAAACGGCCAAGCCAUGGAGUGUACAGUAGCUCAGUAUUUCAAGCAGAAGUACAGUCUGCAGCUCAAGUAUCCACACUUACCCUGUCUUCAAGUAGGACAGGAGCAAAAGCACACCUACCUUCCGCUUGAGGUCUGUAACAUAGUAGCGGGCCAGCGCUGUAUCAAGAAACUGACAGACAACCAGACAUCCACCAUGAUCAAAGCAACUGCUCGCUCAGCCCCUGACAGGCAGGAAGAGAUCAGCAGACUGGUCAAAAGCAACAGUAUGGUUGGGGGCCCGGACCCUUACCUCAAGGAGUUUGGCAUUGUGGUGCACAAUGACAUGACGGAGGUGACAGGGCGUGUUCUCCCAGCGCCCAUGCUGCAGUAUGGGGGCCGGGUGAGUACAGACACAGGGAGGGACUGUGGCAGGGGACUCUCUCCACAGAAUAAGACGGUCGCCACGCCCAACCAGGGCGUGUGGGACAUGAGAGGGAAGCAGUUCUAUGCUGGCAUUGAGAUCAAAGUGUGGGCCGUGGCGUGCUUCGCCCCACAGAAACAGUGUCGAGAGGACCUGCUGAAGAGCUUCACUGACCAGCUGCGAAAGAUCUCUAAGGAUGCUGGGAUGCCCAUCCAGGGCCAGCCGUGUUUUUGUAAAUAUGCCCAGGGGGCUGACAGUGUAGAGCCCAUGUUCAAACACCUUAAAAUGUCCUAUGUAGGCCUGCAGCUCAUUGUGGUCAUCCUGCCAGGGAAAACACCCGUCUAUGCUGAGGUGAAGCGUGUGGGAGACACCCUGCUGGGUAUGGCCACCCAGUGUGUCCAGGUGAAGAACGUGGUCAAGACGUCCCCUCAGACCCUGUCCAAUCUCUGCCUCAAGAUAAAUGCAAAACUGGGGGGCAUCAACAAUGUCCUUGUGCCUCAUCAGAGGCCAUCUGUGUUCCAGCAGCCUGUAAUCUUCCUUGGUGCUGACGUCACGCACCCUCCAGCAGGUGACGGGAAGAAGCCUUCCAUCGCAGCAGUGGUAGGCAGCAUGGACGGCCACCCCAGCCGCUACUGCGCCACAGUACGGGUCCAGACAUCCCGACAAGACCUCUCCCAGGAGCAGCUCUUCAGCCAGGAGGUCAUCCAGGACCUGACCAACAUGGUACGAGAGCUGCUCAUCCAGUUUUACAAGUCCACACGUUUCAAGCCCACACGCAUCAUCUACUACCGUGGGGGAGUGUCAGAAGGACAGAUGAAGCAGGUGGCGUGGCCAGAGCUAAUUGCGAUCAGGAAAGCAUGCAUUAGUCUGGAGGAAGACUACAGGCCAGGCAUCACCUAUAUUGUGGUCCAGAAACGGCACCACACACGUCUCUUCUGCUCUGAUAAGGCUGAGAGGGUUGGGAAGAGUGGUAAUGUCCCAGCUGGCACCACAGUUGACAGCACCAUCACACACCCCUCCGAAUUUGACUUCUACUUGUGCAGCCAUGCUGGGAUCCAGGGCACCAGCCGUCCUUCUCACUACCACGUCCUGUGGGAUGAUAAUUGCUUCACGGCCGAUGAGCUGCAGCUACUCACCUACCAGCUGUGCCACACCUACGUCCGCUGUACGCGCUCAGUGUCCAUCCCAGCUCCAGCCUACUAUGCCAGGCUGGUUGCCUUCCGUGCCCGCUACCACCUGGUGGACAAAGACCAUGACAGUGCGGAGGGCAGCCAUGUAUCGGGCCAGAGCAAUGGCCGGGACCCCCAGGCAUUGGCCAAAGCUGUUCAAAUCCAUUAUGACACCCAGCACACCAUGUACUUUGCCUGAGCUAGCGAACAUGCCAGCCAGCCAGCCUGCCAGCCGGCACCCUUCUCUUGUCCGUCUGUCUGUAGCUUUCCUUUUACCAGUCUUUUCUUCUACAGUAUCUCAUCUCUGCUCAGAUUGUCUCUGUCUCUCUCUAUAUCGCUAUCUCUCUCAGCAUUUUUUGAAACUACACCAAAAGCGACGCAAAUCCAGGGGAAUCUGCAGAAUCUUGCCAUCUAGCAAGUCUAGGGGCCGGCUGGGGUCGGGGGUCACCACCCAGCAUUUCAAAUUAAGCCGCCUUUCUAACCAGCAAUUCUGCACUGAGAGACCUGAGGGUUUUCAAUGCACAAAACAAAAACAAACCAGUCACACAUACUACAAGUUGAGCCAUUAUUUUGUGUUUGUUUUUAUUUUCCAACUUUGAAUGUCUGCUCUUGUUUUUGUAAGAUACACUGAGCAAGGAAAUGGACUGGCGCCAUUCGUGUCAGGGCAGCUCUUCCCGGCUAAGCAGGACUCUUAUCUACUACUUUUACCUCAAAGCCCCUUUGGGCAAAACUGUCACAAGGUCUUGGGUUCUAUUUUUUUUUUUUCGGGUGGUGGGGAUGGGACUGCAUGAAAAGAGGCGGAGGGGAGUUGACCUUUUUAGAACAUGUAUAUUUUUUUCCUUUUUAUGAGCGUGUGUAUUAACUUUUUCUCCUUUACGGUCUUUUACAAACGAGGUGAUCUGGGUGUCCAUGCCCAUUACUACUUUGCUCCCAUCUUGGUGAAGAAGUAAGAAGUGUGUGUGUGUCUGUGUGUGUCUGUCUGUGUGCAUGCAUGUAUGUGUUUCUGUAUAUACAUUCACUGCUGUGUGUGUGUGUGUGUGUGUGUGUGUGUGUGUGUGUGUGUGUGUGUGUUUCAUGGCAGGCCACUGAAUUGUAAAGGGAAAUCAAGGCGAUAACUGCUGUAAAUGCCUCAGAUUUGAUGUUUUUUAUAUUCACAUACAUAUAUGACAUAUAUUUACAUCUAUAGAAGCAACUUUGAAACAACUUAACAAAGGUGAUAUUCGGCUCAGUCCUGAUCAGUUACCAGCUGAAAUUUUUUCCAUUACUUUGUACUUGUGAUCUGGCCUAGUGGUCUGCAGUCAUACCAUAGAGAGCCAUGUAUAAACAUGCUUUCAUUCAAACUUAACACUGUGCCAACCGAUUUUCACCAAUUGACCCACCUUCAAUAUAGAAGCGGGAACAAAUGAGGGAAAUCAGCUGGUUGGGUGUUGGCUUCUAAUAAGAGUGUACACUUGGCCCUAAUGAUACAUUGUUGGAGACCGCUGUGUUAAUUUGUCUGGAGUGCAAGAUGGGCGUCAUUUGCACUAUUGGGAGAAAUCUGCUGCUGCUCUGUGCCUGGAAGAUCAGUGAAACCCAGAAAAGUAAUAGAAUUUGUUUCAAAUAGGAAUUGUAUUCAGGGCUGACAUAGUAGCUGUAGUAGCCGUGGUCUGGCCUGUGACUGGCUCAGCAUUGGGACCUGUUGAACGGCUGAAGGCAUUAAACACGGAUGCAGUGUGGGUUUACCGGCCUUGCUGUCUGUGUGAACUAGCGGGAUCUGUUUUCCUUGGACCUGAUUAUCUGAAAGGUUUUGACACUGAUCGACCGAGCAUGGUUUUUAUUGUUGAUAGACAUUUUGUAGAGGGCCGGAACCACAAGCUUUGUUUAAUUUUUGUUUGUUUUUGUUCUUUGGUUUGAGGUCCCUUUUGCUUCCACUGGCCAAUUCAUUGCACUGAUCCGGGACGCUAGGCAAGCACCAGAGGGCACUCUCUAUCUCUUACCUUUAUGCAUUUAUACAUAAAAAUCAACAAAGCAGAUUUGUAAGAGUUUAAUAUAAGACAUUUUGUGGCUAUCUUAAAACCUGUUGUUUAGGAUUAGUAGUUUACCAUUGUUGUCGUUGUUGUUGAUAUCGUUGUUGUUCUUAAUGUUACUAUUGUGAUGAAAUGUCUACGGCCAGCAGCAAAGCCAGGUGUGUAGUUUUAAAUAGUGGGAUUUCAGGAAUCGAGUUAAGUUUAGUUCAGAUUACGAGGUAGAGCUUUUGGUUGGAGAACAUUUUUGUAGCAUUUUUGGCCAAAGGCGAGAGAAAGCAGCUCCCAUGAUGGAAUUGUUAAAGUUCCCUUCCUGAUUUUUUUUUUAACGAGUAAAGAAGGUCUGGCUUCGACUACUGUCCACUGGAAAAAAAAACGAUUAUUCAGUGACGUCACAGGAAAUCUGACCGGUAAACCAGAUACGUGUGCGUCAGGUGAACGCGGCUGCCAUUAGCGUCUCGGUUUGAUCAGAUGGAUGGAGACAAUCAGGAAUCGUAACCAGCGUGAUCCAUGAUCGAGGGGACCGAUUUUGGGGUGGGGGGGGGGUUGGAUACAGACAAUGAGUCGAAUUUUUAGACUUUGACAUAAACACCGAUUUCUAGUUUGUGUGUAUUUGAACACGUAUACCCAGCUGAAAGUCUCUACUACUAACUAUUUUAUGUAUAAUGUUUUUAUGCGUGUAAACUCCAGAUUCGAUGAAUUAAUGAUAAAAGCAUAAGCACUGCCCUUGGACCCCCUGUACUUACACUUGGCAAGCGGUUUUUCAUGGGCGAAAUGUGACGCAGGCCACAGUGGCAGCUGUACGAGUGGCGCCCCCCUCCCCCGUCGGUGCUCGUAAACGGCACAAAGGGACGUCGGAUCUAUGGCGGCUUGGGAACAGUCUGCGUGCACGCCUCGUCAGGGGGGACAGCUCAGUGAAAACCCUUUUGUAAUAAACCACCCGUAAAGCAGCAGGUUUGCUAUGAAUGAGUUUGAGCCGCCUGCCUGUCGAAGGCGUGGGCGUUGGCCGACGGAAGAAGCUAGAAA
Messenger RNA from Lampris incognitus (smalleye Pacific opah), 5601 nucleotides. It is a transcript of the gene ago4, whose product is annotated as argonaute RISC component 4. Gene Ontology annotation, molecular function: RNA binding; protein binding. Lineage: Eukaryota; Metazoa; Chordata; Actinopteri; Lampriformes; Lampridae. The coding region runs from base 339 to 2771 and encodes 810 amino acids. The transcript has 19 exons. The record is from RefSeq and is a predicted model, not a curated record.